This is a messenger RNA of Corythoichthys intestinalis (scribbled pipefish), 3806 nucleotides long. RefSeq names its product solute carrier family 17 member 6a (gene slc17a6a). The transcript is spliced from 12 exons. The record is from RefSeq and is a predicted model, not a curated record. Gene Ontology annotation, molecular function: neurotransmitter transmembrane transporter activity; L-glutamate transmembrane transporter activity. Lineage: Eukaryota; Metazoa; Chordata; Actinopteri; Syngnathiformes; Syngnathidae. Bases 401 to 2149 code for a protein of 582 amino acids. Gene Ontology annotation, cellular component: excitatory synapse; synaptic vesicle membrane. Gene Ontology annotation, biological process: synaptic transmission, glutamatergic; transmembrane transport; monoatomic anion transport.
CGUGGCCGCACACAGGUGGCGCACUCGUUCUCUGUCCUCGGUCCUGAAAGCUUCUCUCACUCCGGACCCUUUCCACUACCCUCCACUAGCUUUGCCUCCCUGGCAUCUCGACACGCUCAUCUUUCUACAUCGGCUGGCAGUGGAUUUUGCAAAAAUGGCCGUGCGCCGAUUAAGUGAGUACAAGAGGCAAAAUCGGACCGAUUGGAACGCCGCUUUGUGACUGGGAAAGCUGUCUUUGCACAAUCUCCUCCUUGCAGCUCUUUUGGAUCUCUGAGACGGUUUUAUUGCGGGGGAAUCAACGAAAAAUCGAAUAUUGAGGAUUAUACAAGCAUAAUGCACAUAUACCGCUUGCGUUUCUUCUAUUAGAACAGUCGUGAAGUGAAUUUAGGGGGAGGCAGAAAUGGAGCCUGAAAGCAACCAAGGAGCUUUUCCAAACACUAAAGAGGGACUGAAACAAAUAGCAGGAAAGGCCCUUGGAAGUCUGUACAGGAGGUUGGAGAAGCGGCAGCAAACGGGCGAGGCCAUCGAGCUGACCGAGGAUGGGCGACCCCGCGCCGAGCAGGGCCGCAGGGGGCCCCUGUGCGACUGCACGUGCUUCGGGCUUCCGCGCAGGUACAUCAUCGCCAUGCUGAGCGGCCUGGGCUUCUGCAUCUCCUUCGGCAUCCGCUGCAACCUGGGCGUGGCCAUCGUCAGCAUGGUCAACAACAGCACAGUCCAUCAGAACGGCAAGAUCAUUAUAAAAGAGAAAGCGAAAUUUAAUUGGGACCCCGAGACAGUGGGGAUGAUCCAUGGCUCUUUCUUCUGGGGUUACAUCGUCACCCAAAUCCCGGGGGGAUAUAUUUCCUCCAGGCUGGCUGCCAACAGAGUUUUCGGGGCUGCCAUUGUUCUGACAUCCACCCUGAACAUGUUCAUCCCCACAGCGGCCCGCGCGCACUACGGAUGCGUCAUCUUUGUGAGGAUAUUACAAGGCUUGGUGGAGGGAGUGACUUAUCCAGCCUGUCACGGCAUCUGGAGUAAAUGGGCUCCUCCACUGGAAAGAAGUCGUCUGGCAACCAUCUCUUUCUGUGGAUCCUAUGCUGGUGCGGUUAUAGCCAUGCCUCUGGCUGGAAUCUUGGUUCAGUACACUGGGUGGUCUUCAGUCUUCUACGUGUAUGGCUCCUUUGGCCUAAUCUGGUACAUGUUCUGGAUCUUGGUGUCCUACGAGAGCCCAGCCGAGCACCCAACGAUCUCGGAAGAGGAGCGCCGCUACAUUGAGGAGAGCAUUGGUGAAAGCGCCCAGCUAAUGGGUGCCAUGGAGAAAUUUAAGACUCCCUGGAGAAAGUUCUUCACCUCUAUGCCUGUCUAUGCAAUUAUUGUGGCAAACUUCUGCAGAAGCUGGACUUUUUAUCUGCUGCUCAUCAGCCAGCCUGCGUACUUUGAAGAAGUGUUUGGCUUUGAAAUAAGCAAGGUUGGAAUAGUGUCAGCACUCCCUCACUUGGUCAUGACCAUCAUCGUGCCAUUAGGAGGCCAGUUAGCAGACUACUUGCGUACGCACAACAUCAUGUCCACCACGACGGUCCGCAAAAUCAUGAACUGUGGAGGAUUCGGUAUGGAAGCUACCCUCCUCUUGGUUGUGGGUUAUUCUCACAGUAAGGGGAUAGCCAUCUCCUUCUUGGUACUGGCGGUGGGCUUUAGUGGAUUUGCAAUAUCAGGUUUCAAUGUCAACCAUUUGGACAUUGCUCCGCGCUAUGCUAGCAUACUUAUGGGUAUCUCCAAUGGCGUGGGCACCCUGUCAGGAAUGGUCUGCCCUCUAAUCGUGGGAGCCAUGACAAAGAAUAAAACUCGGGAAGAAUGGCAAUAUGUCUUCUUGAUUGCCUCCCUGGUGCAUUACGGAGGUGUGGUGUUCUACGGGAUCUUUGCCUCCGGGGAAAAACAGCCGUGGGCCGACCCAGAGGAGACCAGCGACGAGAAGUGCGGCUUCAUUGAUGAGGACGAGCUGGCUGAAGAGACAGGUGACAUCACGCAGGGUUACGGCGCCGUUGGCGGCCCUGCUAAAAGCUAUGGGGCCACAGCGCAGCUCAAUGGUGGAUGGGUACAGGACUGGGAUAAAACAGAAGAGUACGUUCAAGAGCCAGCUGGAAAGAUUUACUCAGAGCGAGGAUACUCCUAAAAGCAGAUUAGAAUUGCACAAUCAAACAUCAUAGAUAGACACAUCCAUUCUGUGCAUUCUAGUUGUACGGCUGUUCCAUUUUUUUUUUUUUUUUUAAUCGCCAAUAUAAAGGGGAGUCCAUGUAAGAUUCUCACACACUUAUCAUCACAUCUACUGUCUGCAGGCCAAUCUUGUAGACUUAGGCAGCCAAACCUCAUCGGUUUACUUGAACAAAACGAGCCAGACCGCAGCAGACCGUCACACAUGGUCUCUCUACUAUUGCACUGAAAUUACCACACGAAUUCUUGUUUAAAAAAAAAAAAGAUUAUAUUGUGUUUUAUGUACUGUAUAUACCUGUAUACUGUUUCUGUGAGACUAUUGUGGAUUUGGGUCGUUGAUCUGUGUUUAACGUUGAUAUAAAAGGCCAUAUUUUUCAUGGACAGUACCUUUUCAGGGAGAUGUCGGCUUGCAAAAAAGGUAUCCUUUAACAUGAGCGAGACCUGUAAAACUCUCACAGGCAAAAAUAGAAAGCGUGAACCUUAGGUUUGUAGUGUGUGUUUGUUGCAUGAUUUUGCGCCAAUCAAUGUUGAGAUGCAGCAUUGUCCCUGUUCCAUGAUAGAUGCGAAAAACUGAUGACAUGGCGUUGUGUGACAAAUCAAAAACCUUUCAGAGGUCUGCUGCUCAUUGAAAUUUUUGAUGUGCACUGUAAUAAAUUCUGCGUAACGGCUGCUAUCACCCACCUUCUGUUUUUAUAACGUAACACUGGCUUGCUGUAUCAAACCGUUCUUGUUUUGCAGUCAUAUGACAAUUAAGGAAAUGACGCGUGUUUUGAGCUGUCGUGAGAAUCCAGCUAUAGUGCUCAUGGUGCCGAUUUUUGACAGUGAAGAAUGCAGUACCGUAUGUGGACGACUCCUUUGGUGUUUCUUGCUUGUGCUCACUCAAGCUAUUUCAUGGACACACAAGUGGAACACAAUAAUUCAUAAAAGGCUCUUCCAUUUGAAUUUGUUUACUAUACUUUGUUCCACUAUUUGCUGUAUGAAAUCUACAAGGAUGUUUAAAAUAUAUGAAUAUUUAAGAAUGUUUAAGAUGACCAAAAGAUGUUAUUAUGGCAUUGUGCCUAAAGAAUAUGUAUACAGAUAAAUGUGAUUUUAUGGAUCCUAAUAUUGUGUUUAACAAAGAGGUAUGUUGAUGUUGAAAAGCGCUAACAUUUUAUAUAAAAAACAAUUCAAAAGUCAUACUUUGUCAUCAUCUUUCAAAGAUUCUUUAAGUGUUUAGCAACCAAACAAGGUCAAAACCUUCUGCAAUCAGUUUGUUGUAGCUCCCAUUCUCUUCACGUUUCUCAUUUGUAAAUCAAUGGCACAAAUCUCUGGGGUCCAAAGUAAAGUAUUGGACUCGGUAGCUUGGUAAUUGCUAGAUGGAGGAGGAACAUCCAUUUUAAUGGGACGACUGGUGUUUACAUCCCGACAAGAAUCAUUAUCCUUUGACUUGAGAAGGAUGCACGUGGUGUAAAAUUUGCGAGGAAGGCUACACAUAAACGCAUUUGAAUGAAAAGAAGAGGUAUUACAUGUCUUUCUUUUGCUAUUCUAAGCAUCUAUGAAACUACAUUUUACCAUGCUAUAGUAAAGUGAUUCAAUGACAAUAGAGGGCAUUCUAUUAUAGAGGCGCGGCAUGUGUGCAG